AUGCAUCUUCAAACAACAGUUUUUGCAGCUGCCCGAAUUCCGAUGAUCAAAUUCGGCCAGCCUGCCCCGCUGCAGGUCGCGGGAAGCGCUGUUUCCCCUCUUUCGGCCGCCAAGCCCACUUCAAUUGGAGCUGUUGGCAAGAUUCCACGCGGACAGGGAAUUCCCGAAGCCCAGACGCCGAAACGGUUUCUCCGACCACUUAUUUCACAAGAAGAAUGCGAUGCGAUUAACGCCGGCGGCAGCUACGGCUUG
Molecule: messenger RNA, 252 nt
Organism: Mesorhabditis spiculigera
Lineage: Eukaryota; Metazoa; Nematoda; Chromadorea; Rhabditida; Rhabditidae
Source: the annotation of a GenBank genome assembly